AUGGCUGUGACGGACCUCUUCGCUAGCGAGAUGGCCACGGAGCUUCUGAAGACGCUGAUAGCCAUAUCACUCAAGUCCUGCCUCUACAAGUCGAGCGCCAAGCAGCUCAUUUCCUCCAUCGAGCAGCUCCAACCCAUCAUCCUCGAGAUCAAGUACUCCGGCGUCGAGCUACCGGCAUCCCGUCAGUCCCAGCUCGACCACCUCUCCGAGACCCUCAGGGACGGCCUUAAGCUGUCUCACAAGGUUCUCGCUUCCCCCCGCUGGAACGUCUUCAAGAACCUGCGGCUGGCGAGGAAGAUGGAGAAGCUUGACAAGACCGUGUCGAGGUUCUUGUCGGGUCUGGUCCCGGUUCACGUGCUGGCCGACGUGCACCACUUGCGGUUCGAGACCGCCGAGCGGUUCGACCGGCUCGAGGGGUUGGCUCAGCGGCUUGAGCAAAAGCUUGGAGCUAUGAUGAUCGGAGGAGGAAAAGGAGAGUAG
Corylus avellana is the source of this 480-nucleotide messenger RNA. RefSeq names its product putative disease resistance protein At4g33300. The record is from RefSeq and is a predicted model, not a curated record. NCBI's taxonomy places the organism in Eukaryota, Viridiplantae, Streptophyta, Magnoliopsida, Fagales, Betulaceae.